This is a messenger RNA of Osmerus eperlanus (European smelt), 3571 nucleotides long. Its product is annotated as sortilin-like. NCBI's taxonomy places the organism in Eukaryota, Metazoa, Chordata, Actinopteri, Osmeriformes, Osmeridae. The transcript has 20 exons. Gene Ontology annotation, cellular component: Golgi apparatus; membrane. The record is from RefSeq and is a predicted model, not a curated record. Gene Ontology annotation, molecular function: protein binding. Gene Ontology annotation, biological process: endocytosis; vesicle organization; Golgi to endosome transport. Bases 25 to 2565 code for a protein of 846 amino acids.
CCCACUUCUAUUUUGCAUGUGACGAUGAUUAGCGGCAUGUGUACAAUACAAAACAUCAAGUGGCUAGCUAGCUACACGAUAGAGUCAAAGUUUAAUAUUGUAUUUAACUUCAAACUUUUAAAAAUGAUCCUGCUACAUUGUAUUAUUUAUGUAUUCUUGUUUCCUUGUGCACUUAGUAAGAAUGUGCACGGACCCAACUUUGGCUACGGAAUGUUUGAGAAGACUCAGAGACCGAGAGAUGAUCACAGUAUCCGUGUGGGAGCAUAUUUUGAUCAUUUUGUGGUCAAGAAACGAAGCGUCGAACUCGACAUAAAGACAUGCAAACCACUCCCGGGAUUUGAGGCCACGCUAAAGAAUAACACACAUUCCUUCACCUUCAAUGUAAGGAGCAUGGGCUCAGUGUCUCUGGCCUGGGUUGGAGAUGGCACUGGGGUGCUGCUGGCCUUGACCACGUUCCAGGUGCCCAUGUUCAUGCUGCGCUUCGGCCAGUCCACCCUCUACAGGAGCGAGGACUAUGGGAAAACCUUCAAGGAUGUUACUCACCUGAUCAACCACACGUUCGUCCAGACAGAGUUUGGAAUCGCCAUCAGCCCAGACCACUCCGGCAAGGUGAUUCUGACAGGUGACCUGUCGCAGAAGGGCGGCUCGCGGCUGUUCCGCUCGCAGGACUUUGGCCGGAGCUUUGUCCCGUCCGACCUCCCCUUUGAGCCCCUCAUCCAGAUGCUGUACAACCCUGGAGACUGCAGCGUGCUUCUGACCCUCAGCAUCAAGAUGGACUCGUGGCUGUCUGAGGACUUUGGUGCCACCUGGAGGAAGAUACAUGACAGUGUGUGUCUCGUCAGAUGGGGCCCUAAGAACACCCUCUACUUCACCACAAACCCCAAUGGAUCCUGCAGCGAUAGGGGAAUGUUGGAGUUAAAGAGGACUGUGGACUACGGUAGAAGUUUCCGGACCAUCGCCACCAAAGUCUACUCUUUUGUAUUAGGAGGACGAUUCAUCUUUGCGUCCAUCAUGACUGGAACGGGCACCGAGCGUAUGAUCCACGUGUCUGUGAGCGGAGGAGAGGACUGGAACAUGGCCCAGCUCCCCACUGUGGGUCACGAGCAGUUCUACUCCAUCCUGGCUGCCAACAACGACAUGGUCUUCAUGCACGUGGACGACCCUGGAGACACUGGCGUGGGCACCAUCUAUGUGUCGGACGACCGAGGCGUGCUGUACUCCAGGUCUCUGAAGCGCCACCUCUACACCACCACAGGGGGCGACACUGACUUCACCAACAUCACCUCGCUCCGGGGGGUCUACAUGAGCAGCGUGCUCACAGAGGGAGGCUCAGUAGAGACGGUGGUGACCUUUAACCAGGGAGGAGAGUGGCAGCCUCUGCAUCACCCACGAAACAGCCGCUGUGACACGGACACCUCCACCAACCGGCCCAGCAGGUGCAGACUGCACAUCCACGCCUCCUACAGCACCACCAUGAAGAUGAACGUUCCCAUGCUGCCCCUGUCCCAGCCCAGCGCUGUAGGCAUCAUCCUGGCUCACGGUAGCGUUGGAGACCCAGCCUCUGUGUUGGCCCCUGACGUGUAUGUGUCUGACGACGGGGGCUACACCUGGCUGGAGGCCCUCAGGGGCCCCCACCAGUACGCCAUCCUGGACUCUGGGGGGUUGCUGGUGGCUGUGGAGCACACCCAGUCACCGCUCCAUCAGAUCAAGUUUUCCACAGACGAGGGCCAGUGCUGGCGUGUGUACAACUUCACCAGCGAGCCCCUGCACUUCAGCGGCAUGGACUCUGAGCCUGGGGCACGCUCCAUGAACAUCAGCCUCUGGGGCUUCAGGGACCGGCCUGGGAACUGGGUGGUCGUCACCAUCGACUUCCGACAGCUCCUCAACAGAGACUGUGGAGAGGGCGACUACGUGCAGUGGCUGGCCCACUCCUCUGACCUCAGCGACCCCAGCGACGGCUGCCUGCUGGGAUAUAAGGAACACUUCCUGCGCCUGAGGAAGGACUCCAUCUGCUGGAACGGGAGGGAUUACAUUAUCGGCACCCAGGCCGCCCCCUGCUCCUGCACGCUGGAUGACUACCACUGUGAUUUUGGGUACUACCGCUCAGAGAACAGCUCAGAGUGUGUGAGGCAGGCGGAUCUGAAGGGCCUUGACCUGGAGUUCUGUCUGAAUGGGACCACAGAACAACUGCAGACCAGCGGGUACCGGAAGAUUCCAGGGGACCGGUGUGAGGCCGGGAUCAAGCCGGAGAGGAAGGAGAUUGACCUGAGAGAAGUCUGCGUUAGCAGUGCCCUCCUUCCCAAGCCUUUGGCUGAAGACAACUCUUUAAAUCCUGCUCCAGUAGUGGUGAUUGUCAUGUUGUUUCUGCUCCUGAGUGCUGCUGCAGGUGUUUUGCUAGUGAAGAAGUAUGUCUGUGGAGGAAGGUUCCUGGUACAUAGGUACUCUGUACUGCGGCAGCAUGUUGAGGCCAAUGGGAUUGAGGGAGUGGAUGAUCUGGACACAAACAGCAUGGAGACAGGCAAAACACAUUACCACGAUGACUCAGACGAGGAUCUCUUGGCUUGAAGGUGGACUGAAAACUUCACACUUCCAACACUAUAUUUUAGAAGCCUGUCCAAGACUCCUCUUGCUAUGUCUAAAACAUUGCCUUUCUUUUUGUGUGUCUGUCAACUAAUGUUACUGCUGCCCCCAGUGUCUUCACCUCUCAGCGCCCCCAUGUGGCUGGAGAAUCCAACAACAUCUUUUGAUGUUCCUCUCCAAUUUCAAGUGAAAUAGAGGAAGAGAUGUGGGUUGGUGGAAAGGACAGACUGAGACCUAUGAUGUCUCUAAAGUGCUGGACAACAAAUAAGCGAGACACAAAUGCAGGGACUGGGACCUGACUGGAUCAGGCAGAAGAUAAGAAAAUAGCUGAUAUGUUCAUAUUUUAUCUGAGAAAGAUGCAGACUGUGGUCCAUGGAAUUUGUAGCAUAUUGAACUCAGUGAAGAUGUAAACAAUCACACUAACUAUACAACAGUUCUUAUCAAUAUUGAGAAUAGCUAGUGUUCUCCUUGCUUGUUCCGUAGGAGUGGGAAACUUGAAUUAUGCCACCAAAGCACUUUCAUUGUUCAGUAUUGUAGACAGGGCAGGUGGAAGGGAUAGUAAGUAUAGUGUUCAACAGAUGAAGGAAUGUACUAACUAGUGAAUUACAAUGUACCAUAACUACAGGUCUCUACUUGAACUGUGUAGUGCCUCAUAAUAAUACAUCGCAAAUGUCUGACUUUGACGGCCAAAACGGAUGUCCAGCUGAUAGUAAUUGUUGACUGCCAAAAACGGAUAUCAAGCUGAUAUUAAUUUGUUGUCAACUUUUCAUAUCAAUGGUAAUUGUGAAAUAUGCAGGACCUAAAUUGUGCUUUGUCUAGCAGUAGAGGCAACAUUGUAUAGCCUGGAUACCGACUAGCACCAGGGCCCGUACCCCAGUGAAUAAGCUGUUUGGUUCUUGGAUGAACAAUAACCAAGGAGGUAUUAUGACUAAUGAUGUUGACUGUGUCAUCUUCAUUAAAUCCAACAAGUUAUGUUGUCAGUUUUAAUUCA